CAGCUCUCCAUCCCCUAUUAUUGCCUCCAAGCCAUCGCACCCGCCGCUGCUCGUGACCCUCAAUUCGACUGCCGAGGGCAACAUCCUCCAACCAGUGUCGAAUCUAAACAAAUACCGAAGGUGCUCCGCGUGCCCGACUCUAGCCACCUGAACCCAGGCCUCUAGCUCAAAACACCCUCCGAACUUCCUCUUUGCAUUCGCUCAUCGCAAACAUACUCCUGCACCCUUCACUCUCCCGGUCUCUAUCUCACAUAUUGUCUCGACACAUUCAAGAUGAACAGCAACGGCAACGGCAACGGCAAUGAGCCAGGGGCUGUGGGGUCGGAGAGAAUCAACACAGAUAUUGUGACUCUCACUAGAUUCCUCACUGAGGAGCAGACGAAGCACAAGGAGGCCACUGGAGACUUCACCCUCCUCUGUCACGCCCUCCAAUUCGCGUUCAAGAGUAUUGCAUACUACAUCCGAAGAGCGACAUUGAUCAAUCUGACUGGUCUCGCCGGUUCUUCCAACACCACUGGUGAUGAUCAAAAGAAGCUUGACGUAAUCGGCAACGACCUCUUCAUCAGCGCCAUGAGGAGCUGUGCGAGGGUGAGGGUGCUCGUCUCCGAAGAAGAAGAGGAGGCCAUUAUAUUCGACGAACACCCUCAGGCUCGUUAUGCCGUCGCGUGCGACCCCAUCGACGGCUCAUCGAAUUUAGAUGCAGGUGUCUCAGUCGGCACUAUUUUUGCCAUAUACAAGCUACCAGAGGGCGCAAGCGGUACGAAGGAGGAUCUGUUGAAGCCUGGCUCGGAGAUGGUUGCCUCCGGGUUUACUAUGUAUGGUGCAUCAGCUCAACUCGUAAUUACUAUGAAAGGUGGACAGGUCAACGGAUUCACCUUGGACAACUCCUUCGGCGAGUUCAUCUUGACUCACCCUAAUAUGCGAAUCCCCAAGAAGCGCGCCAUCUACUCCGUUAACGAAGGCAACAGCCUCUACUGGGAAGACCCGGUGAAGGAAUACGUUAAUAGCCUCAAAUAUCCUGUAGAGGGCGGCAAGCCAUACAGUGCCAGAUACAUUGGCUCUAUGGUUGCUGAUGCUUACCGAACGUUGUUGUAUGGAGGCAUCUUCGCUUAUCCUGCGGACAAGAAGAGCCCGAAGGGCAAACUUCGAAUCCUUUACGAAUGCGCGCCUAUGGCUAUGGUCUUUGAGAACGCCGGCGGUCUGGCAGUCGACAGCCACAUGCGGCGUAUGCUGGACGUUGUCCCAGAGCAUAUUCACGACCGUAGUGGCAUAUUCCUGGGGAGCGAGGGUGAGGUCCAGAAAGUUAUUGACGCGCACAAGAAUCACGGAAAAUGAGGCUCCGGUGUCUAUGAAUAACGCCGAUUUCGAGUUGCGAAAGGGAAAGUCGAUUAUUUCCCAUGGAUGCUAUAGGGCGCUCGGUGCAUGUUACUAAAUCUGAUCCGGAUACAUAGAUCUCCAGAUUGCUCAGGCAAACAGAAACAGAUCCUCUAUUCUUGUGGCCAUGGCUUGCACUGGGUCCUGUCUGAACAUAGCUCUGAACUGGUGUGAAUGAAAACAGUCGAAUUCCA
Messenger RNA from Lindgomyces ingoldianus, 1568 nucleotides. Its product is annotated as inositol phosphatase. The transcript has 4 exons. Gene Ontology annotation, biological process: fructose 6-phosphate metabolic process; gluconeogenesis; sucrose biosynthetic process. Gene Ontology annotation, cellular component: cytosol; cytoplasm. The coding region runs from base 274 to 1335 and encodes 353 amino acids. NCBI's taxonomy places the organism in Eukaryota, Fungi, Ascomycota, Dothideomycetes, Pleosporales, Lindgomycetaceae. Gene Ontology annotation, molecular function: fructose 1,6-bisphosphate 1-phosphatase activity. The record is from RefSeq and is a predicted model, not a curated record.